Molecule: messenger RNA, 1680 nt
Organism: Tarenaya hassleriana
Lineage: Eukaryota; Viridiplantae; Streptophyta; Magnoliopsida; Brassicales; Cleomaceae
Product: putative nuclease HARBI1
Exons: 3
Coding region: 332-1522 (396 amino acids)
Source: RefSeq, a predicted model, not a curated record
GAGUUAAAAGGAAAGGGAAAUUUACCCAAAGUAGAAGAAUUAGAGCCAAGAGGACGAGCUUUACAGCACAAGAAACCAAACGUUAUAAGCUCCGAUCGCAUAACCCAAAUCUCUCCUCCAAUCUCUCUCUCUCUCUCUCUCUCUCUCUCUCUCUCUCGUGCAUGUUCGUCAACCAUGAAACCACCAAAGGCCCCGAGUCUCCAUUGAAGCACAAACCCGCAGAGCUCCAUUCGUUUUCCGUUGUGUUGCUUCGUAAUCCUUUCCUGCGAUUCCUCUGGUUUCCUUAGGCGGGUUGUUCUUACUUCGAAAAGUAUUUCACUGGAUUUCUUCAAUGAGACCUCUCAAAGGGAUCAAGAAGAGGAAGAGAGUAGCGGAGAAGAAGGUUGACCAAAACGUCUUGGCCGCGGCGGGCGCCGCCACAGCUCUCCGCGGCGGUCCUCCGCUGCAGGAUUGGUGGGAUGAAUUCUCGCAGCGGAUUUCCGGUCCUCUGUUGGAUUCAAAAGAUCCCAAGACAUUGGAGUCAAUCCUCAAAGUAUCAAGGAAGACAUUCAACUACAUCUGUUCUCUCGUGAAGGAUGAUUUCACCGCAAGGCCCGCAAAUUUCAGUGAUUCAAAUGGAAAACCUUUGUCUCUCAACGAUCGAGUAGCCAUUGCGCUUAGGAGACUCGGCUCUGGUGAAUCUCUGUCGAUCAUUGGAGAAUCUUUUGGUAUGAACCAAUCUACUGUCUCCCAAAUCACUUGGCGGUUUGUGGAGUCCAUGGAAGAAAGAGGGCUUAAACAUCUCUCAUGGCCUGCGAAAUCAGACGAAGUGAAGUCAAAGUUUGAGAAAAUCUCGGGUCUGCCCAACUGCUGUGGGGCAAUUGACAUUACACACAUUGUUAUGAACCUUCCGGCUGUAGAGCCGUCCAACAAGGUUUGGCUCGACGACGAGAAAAACUACAGCAUGAUAUUGCAGGCCACGGUGGACCCAGACAUGAGAUUUCUUGACGUAAUUGCGGGUUGGCCUGGUAGUUUAAGUGACGAGGUUGCCCUCAGGAACUCGGGCUUCUACAGACUUGCGGAGAAAGGAAAGAGACUCGACGGGGAGAAGCUUCAGCUUUCGGAAGGAACUGAAUUGAGAGAAUACAUAGUAGGGGACUCAGGUUUUCCUCUUCUCCCGUGGCUUCUCACUCCAUACCAAGGCAAACCCAUGUCGAAUUCUCAAAUGGAGUUCAACAAAAGACACUCAGAGACCAGAAAGGUGGCUCAAAUGGCAUUGGCGAGGCUGAAGGAUAAGUGGAGGAUAAUAAACGGGGUGAUGUGGAUGCCAGACAGGAACAGGUUGCCGAGGAUAAUCCUCGUAUGUUGCUUGCUGCACAACAUUCUCAUAGAUAUGGAUGACAAAGUGUUGGAUGAUUUGCCGGUAUCUCAUCAACACGACAUGAGUUACAAGCAACGGAACUGCAAGUUUGUCGAUGAGGCUGCCUCGAUCAUGAGAGACAAACUCUGUCACCACUUGUGGGGAAAGGUUUCCGAAGCUUGAAGUAGGUGAUCCCAUUUUUCUUUCCAUAAUGUAGCACAAGUAAUGCAUUUUCUUUUCAUAAUCUGUAAGGAUUAUUAGAUUUAAUCGAUUAAUACAUGAUCCUCCUUGUUGAUGUUCUGGUUUCAAUCUGGGAAAUAGAUAGAAACAUUGUGGGGCCU